Molecule: messenger RNA, 1041 nt
Organism: Lycium barbarum (goji berry)
Lineage: Eukaryota; Viridiplantae; Streptophyta; Magnoliopsida; Solanales; Solanaceae
Exons: 2
Coding region: 1-1041 (346 amino acids)
Source: RefSeq, a predicted model, not a curated record
AUGACUUCGCCAAAGAUUCAAAAGGAUAUUGUGAGUGCUUGUGCACAAGAAACUAUAAAAGCUAUAAUUGAUGACUUGGAUAGAGAUUAUUAUGGAAUAUUAGUUGAUGAGUCCAAGGACAUCUUUGACCAUGAACAAAUGGCCCUUGCUUUGCGUCUAUCCAAAAUACGCGGACAAGGAUAUGAUGGAGCUAGCAACAUGAAGGGUGAGAUGAAUGGUCUUAAAGCUUUAAUUUUGAAAGAUACUCCAUCGGUACAUUACAUUCAUUGUUUUGCUCAUCAAUUACAAUUGACACUUGUAGUGGUUGCUAAAAAAGUUAAGGAGGUGGAAACUUUCAUUUCUUUAAGUGCUAACAUGUUGAAUGUGGUUGGAGCAUCUUUUAAUUGUAGCGAUCAACUUCCGGAACACCAAGCAGAAUUGUUGGAGAAAUUGCUAAAAAGUGGUGGAAUUCAAAGUGGAAAAGGAUUAAAUCAAGAGCGGGGUUUUCAAAGGCCAGGUGACACUCGUUGGGGAUCACAUUUUAGAACAUUGGAUGACUUCAUUAUUUUAUUUUCAUAUAUUAUUCAUGUUCUUGAGGUGAUUAAAUGUGAAGGUUCCAACCCUAGUGAUAGAUUGCAUGGGAAAGCUUAUUUGAUUGAAACUAUUGGUUUUGAAUUUGCUUUCUUACUUCACUUGAUGUUGAAAGUGUUGGUACUGUCGAACGAGCUAAGCAAAGCUUUACAGAGGAAAGAGCAAGAUAUUAUUAAUGUCAUGGUAUUCCUUGACCUUACAAAAGAAAGGCUUCAAAAAUUGAGAGAGGAAGCAUGGAAAGCAUUCAUGGAUGAAAUCUCUUCAUUUUGUGCUAAACAUGAUAUUUUGGUGCCCAAGAUGGAAGAAUUCUAUAUUCCUGAAAAGUCGAAGCGCAGACUUUCUAGCGUUACUUAUUCACAUCACCUACAGGCUGAACUUUUCUAUGUUGUAAUUGAUUUACAACUUCAGAAGCUUAACAAUCAUUUUGAUGGUGUGAGUGACUAUUUGCCUCUGGGUAUAUGUCUAGCUUGA